Messenger RNA from Nymphaea colorata (pocket water lily), 1801 nucleotides. Its product is annotated as protein N-terminal asparagine amidohydrolase. The record is from RefSeq and is a predicted model, not a curated record. Gene Ontology annotation, biological process: ubiquitin-dependent protein catabolic process. The transcript is spliced from 9 exons. NCBI's taxonomy places the organism in Eukaryota, Viridiplantae, Streptophyta, Magnoliopsida, Nymphaeales, Nymphaeaceae. Gene Ontology annotation, cellular component: nucleus. Gene Ontology annotation, molecular function: protein-N-terminal asparagine amidohydrolase activity. The coding region runs from base 509 to 1549 and encodes 346 amino acids.
CAGCCCAAAACUCCCGUGGAUUUUAGGAGGCGGAACAUUGGGGCUCUUUUACCGGCAGUCGGUUGUGACCCAACCUUUAAAGUGGAAACGCCAAAUUUUGGGUCAAACAGCAAACUUAGUUAAACUGAAGAACCUUAUUUUAUGUACAAAAUUCGAGAAAAUCGCAUCAGAUUAGCGUACCCAACCGACCAAUUUGUUGGAACUCCAGCCGGGUUUUCGAAGGCAGAGCGAUAGAGUUGCGGACGCAGAAGGUUCUCCUCUGCUGUGCUAAACUUGGCUGUCACAGGCGCAGCUGAAUCGCAAAAGCAUUGACUGAGAAUUGAGUUUCCUAGGUUAGUAUCGCCAACCGACCAAUUUGUUUGAACUCCAUCCGGGUUUUCGACGGCAGAGCGAUAGAGUUGCGGAGGCAGAAGGUUCUCUUCUGCUGUGCUAAACUUGGCUGUCACAGACGCAGCUGAAUCGCAAAAACAUUGACUGAGAAUUGAGUUCCUAGGUUAGUCGGUCGAUCAUGAUAUACGUCGGAGGAGUUCCCUUUUCGUCGUCGCCUUCAUCGGCAUCCCCUCGUCAGGAAUAUGAAAUCUUGGUUGCACUAUUAGAGCACCCCAUGAUGCUUUCUGCAUCAAAUUCAUUUAAAGAACUACCAGAAUUGAAAAUCUCAGAUGCACAAGGAAAUAGCUGUUGCAAGCUGAAGCAUGUCUAUGUCUUCCAGAGAGAAUACGCAACGGUUUAUCCUGAACAUGUUGAUUUUAUAGGAACAGAUGAGGCAACUACCUGUGUGGGACUAGUGAUUCGCAACCAGAAGGAUGGGAUCACCUCUGUUGCUCAUCUGGACUCUCCAAGUGUUGUUUCUUUGGGCCUUAACAGCAUGUUAUCAUCACUUAAUACUAGCAUAGAUACAGAGCUAGAUGUGCAUCUAAUAGGUGGCUAUGAGGAUUCACCUUCUCAAGAUAUGGGUCAUAGUGGUGGUAAGUCAGAAGAUCGCAGAAAAAAGGUUGGGCAUUCUUGGGAUUUGUGCGGUGAAAUAAUCAAAGCUUUACAAAAUGAUGCUACACCUUUUCACAUUAAAACGCUCUGUAUCCUGUCCCAUAAUACUUGGAGAGACAACUGUGGAACCUCACGCCCCAUAGCCAAUGGUUUUCUGGUAGAAACUUCGACUGGAUUCAUUAAACCAGCCAGCUUUGACAGAAGCUCCAGAAUUCCUGACGAGAUUGUGAGGAGACUUAGAGUCAGUUUCUCAUUUGAUGAUCCUGCAUGGAAUGGCAAAUUACUGGAGACUUAUGAUGCUCGUGAAGACAAGUUUUCUAUUGCAUCUUGCUGUUGGGAUGUGAAUUUGAAGUAUCAUGCACGAAAGGUUCUUCUAUUGUCUGAUUUGGAAGUGCUGCGAUUUUGUUCAACUUCACCUGAUGCUGAGAAUCCUGAAUUUGUAGAAAACACAAGGCGGGUAUGUAGAUAUCUUGUUAAGAAUCCAGAUUGGAGAAAGAUCUUUCCUUUGGGGAAACCUCAUGUUUUCAAGAGGACUAACACUGGCGAAUGGGCACGAUGUGAAUAGAUUGCGAAUCACUCAAUGUGACAUGUUUCAUUUGAUUUAAGGGGGUAUUUGGUAAUGAAAAUUUUGUGCUAAUGUACCAUGAAUUUGUAUAAAAAAUUGGUGUUACAUGAAUUUACUCUAAUCUUUAAGACAAAUUCAUGGAACAUGAAUGUGGUGUUCCUGUUACCAAAUGCCCCUUAUGCCCCUUAGGAGACUUUGUUAGCAUAUAUUCUCAAGUAUUGCAACCCCUCCCCAUGCUUCAAUAAAUCAUUG